This is a messenger RNA of Monopterus albus (swamp eel), 1259 nucleotides long. It is a transcript of the gene hoxb2a, whose product is annotated as homeobox B2a. The record is from RefSeq and is a predicted model, not a curated record. Lineage: Eukaryota; Metazoa; Chordata; Actinopteri; Synbranchiformes; Synbranchidae. Gene Ontology annotation, cellular component: nucleus. Gene Ontology annotation, molecular function: RNA polymerase II cis-regulatory region sequence-specific DNA binding; DNA-binding transcription factor activity, RNA polymerase II-specific. Gene Ontology annotation, biological process: regulation of transcription by RNA polymerase II.
CCGCCUCGGGCCCCGGCCACCACGGCCGGUCCGCUGGCCCACGAGUUCCCCUGGAUGAAGGAGAAGAAGUCAUCCAAGAAGUGCCUCAAGCCUGGGGGCAGCUCCAGCGGUGGCGGAUCCAUCAUCCCACCCGCCUCGUCUACCCCUUCGCCGACCGCCUCCGGGUACGCUUCGGCGUGCAUCGAGUCACCCACAGACCCGAGCCAGGCGGUUCUGGAUGGUGGAGGAGCCGGGUCCCGCCGGCUGCGCACAGCCUACACCAACACGCAGUUGCUAGAGCUGGAGAAGGAGUUCCACUUCAACAAGUACCUAUGCCGGCCCAGGAGGGUGGAGAUCGCCGCGCUUUUGGAUCUGACCGAGCGACAGGUCAAAGUUUGGUUCCAGAACCGGCGGAUGAAACACAAGCGUCAGACCACGAACAACCGGGACGGUGGUGGUGGAGGCCAUGAAUCUAGUGACCCGGGUGGCUUUGAGCCGCUCGAAGGCGCUGAUGCCUCAUCUUCAUUUUCAAGCCAGCCGCUGGAGGAAUCUGGCACCGUGGAUGCUACAUCGGAGGGAGAGACGGGGAGCAGCAAUCUAUCUUCGGCCAGGUCCCCCCGCGGGGACAAUGUACAGCCCACGCCGGAGGAGGGAGACCAUUUGAGCUGUUCUGAAUGCCCAUCGCUGCUCGCUGCAUCUGGCUCCUCUGACGCUGCUGCGCCUCACCACUCGCCGCCGGCGUUCACCACGACGAACUCCGUUAAUAACCCGGGCCUGAUGCAGCUGAGCGAGGCCGGGCCGGCGACAGCAGCGGCGUCCGAUCCUUCAUUUUCCAAGCACGGGGACACCUCCAUCACCUCCAGCUCUUCCUCUGCUCCACCUGCCUCCUCCUCCUCCUCUUCAUCCGCGCUCCCCGACCUGACGUUCUUCGCUGGGGACUCCUGCCUGUCGCCCAGCCUGCAGAGCUCCCUGGACAGCCCGGUGGAUUUCUCCGAGGAGGACUUCGAUCUGUUCACAAGCACACUGUGCACCAUAGACCUGCAGCACCUUAAUUUCUGAGGCCAGCUGCAGCCUUUAAACAUAAAUGAAAAUUAAGAUUUAAAAAAGGGGGAGAGGAGGAGUGGACGGACAGGCCUGUGGGGACUUAACAAUCGAGCGGAGGACGCAGCACUGGGUGAGGACAAGAAUAAAAGCUUCUCGGCAACAUUCCUGAAACAUUUCUGAAUGGAAAUCAUGAUCGUUUUGAAAAACAUUUUUUUCAUCAUCUUGCUGGUUUUAAU